Messenger RNA from Suillus paluster, 2192 nucleotides. Its product is annotated as kinase-like domain-containing protein. Gene Ontology annotation, biological process: peptidyl-serine phosphorylation; endocytosis; signal transduction. Lineage: Eukaryota; Fungi; Basidiomycota; Agaricomycetes; Boletales; Suillaceae. Gene Ontology annotation, cellular component: nucleus; cytoplasm. Bases 254 to 1870 code for a protein of 538 amino acids. Gene Ontology annotation, molecular function: ATP binding; protein serine/threonine kinase activity. The transcript has 5 exons. The record is from RefSeq and is a predicted model, not a curated record.
AGGGGUGUUCUUUAUUCGGUCUAUGCAUUUCAACUGGCACGUGACUGACGCGUUCCGGGCAUUGGCGCGUCAACCACCUGUUUUAACUUGAAUCUGGCAGUCACCAACCUAUCGUCCUGACAAUCUUGCACUCCUCCAGCACCCGCCACAUAUCCUGCCACAGAGACAUCGUCAGGCCAUAUUUCGCUGUUGGUUACUUCAACCCUGCCAUUACCAAUAGCACGUCUGUAACUUAGGAUCAGUGGUCAGCAUAAUGGCACACACCUCAGAGCAUAUUCCUCGCAGAAUGGGCAAUUACUGGCUACAAGACCGGCUUGGAUCAGGUUAUUCAGGCUCUAUCUUCAAGGCAUACCAUGUUUACGAUGGCACCUUCGUUGCACUUAAAGUGCAAGAUGUUGACCACGAGUGUCCAACAAAUCGCUAUGAGCAGGCCAUAUAUCCUCUACUGCAAGGAGGAGAAGGCAUGCCCCGGUUGUGGGCGAGCGGUAUCGAGGGAAGGUGGCAUUAUCUGGUUAUAAGUCUCCUCGGAAAGAGUCUGGACAGUAUCUACCGCCAACAUUUGCAAUGUGGGCACCAGAGGAUGGACCUUCGCAGUGUAUGUUCCAUUGCGAUCCAGGUAAUCGCACGCUUGCAGAUCAUGCACAAUCGCGAAGUUCUGCAUCGCGAUAUACAGCUUGGGAAUUGCGCCAUCGGAUUGACACCCGAACAAGAAACCAUCUACAUGAUCGACUUCGGUUUUUCCAAACGCUAUAUCGAUCCCUACACGCGGCGGCAUAUUCCAGACUCAAAACAGAAGAGAGAUUUCUUGGGCAACUACUGGUUUACGUCGGUCAAUGUGCAUUGCAAAGGCAAGGUACCUUCUCGGCGAGAUGAUCUUGAGGCCGCGGCGCUGAUGUUUAUACAUCUCCUUACGCCUGGAGGACUCUCAUGGACACGGAACGGAGUUCCGAAAACCGACUCAGCACAUGAUCGCAUCAAGCGCGCUAAAAAGAACGCUCGCCCUGAAGAGUUGUGCAAGGGAAUACCCUCUGAAUUUGAAGAGUUCCUGCGGUAUUGUCGACGGCUGAAGUUCUAUGACUGUCCUGAUUACGACCAAUGGAAGGACGAGUUCAGAGCGCUCGCACAGGACAAUGGGUUCACUGAUAUCGAGCGCUUUAUCUGGCCACCACCGCCAGCUCCCAAGCCUCAAGUCGUGCGGCCUGCUCCUACACGGCCCACGAUUGACGCGGCAGAGAUGGAGAACGUCCUGAAUGACUUGGCUAAGCUCCAGCUCAACCCGCCUCGUCCAAUACUUGGGGACCAAACUAAUGUUCCCGCCGCUGCGCGAACAGGCGAUGCCAAAAAGCCUGCUGAAAUCAUAUCCGUCAGCGACAGCUCCGAUGAUAGUAGAGCGAAGCCAAAUGCCCAACUCCUUCCACCUCGCACCCCCGUGCGGACGAAGAAAGCCAGUCAGCUGCAGAAACUCAAGCUCUCGGUGCUUGAUUCAACAGAUAACGCUGCCCUUGCAGUCGCCGUGCAAGAGUUCACGAAAUUCCUGCAACUCGGCUCAAAAACGCUCACCAAAGAGGGCUUCGCCUUUCUGGAUGCAUUGUACAAACAGCUAGCAGAUCCCUCGAUAUUCGUGCACCCGCUUCGGACUUUGCGAAGUACGACUCAAGAGGACAGUCGUGUGCCCCAACCAGCACACGUGAAAUUAGGCGUAGUUGCGAGGCUUCGCCGAGAAGUGGGAACUGCAUCGAAUAAUCGAGUGCUUGCAAAUCUCGUGGCUGACUUUGGUGCUGUGACCAACAAGAGCAGUGGCAGAACUAUCACGAAGGAUGGGUUCGCAUUUUUGGAGGGAUUAGCUGCGAGGCUUCAGGCGUUACAUUAGAGAGCUAGAAGGGAGUACUUGCCAGGUCCCUCUGAUUAGUGAGGUCGAACUGCUCUUGUGGACUGUCGUGCCUCGCCUUGAUAGCUGAAAUCUCACACCCAGGUCUUGGAUCUUGUCAGGGGAUAUAUAUAUAGCACUUUGCUCCUACUCCCAUAUUAUAAUGUAUCAAUACGAUUUCAUGAACGAGUCUUAAAACUGCCUUGAACGCACCUACGUAGCGUGCCUACUACGAUCCCCGUGAUGGUACGGGUAGUUUGUUUGCCACUUUGGAGUAAACUUGGAAGAACCGACAUGUCGAAUGCUUGAGACACGUGUGGUCUCG